GUCACGACUGCGCAUAAUCUUUGUCAGGUUUUUGUCGCAAGAAAUCUGUUAUUUCAAAAAAAUGAAACAGAGGAUUUGCAAUCAAAAGGGCACGUUAUUAUGACUAUGACAAGUUGUCAACACAUAACUGAGUACAAGUCUAAAUAUGGAACCAACCAAUUUCGAAUAAUUCAUGCAUAUUUUAUCGCUGCUUCAUCGGACAGUGCAAGGCAAAGAAAGGGAAAGUCUGGGGUAUGUCACACCUGCCGCUUCCCAUCCUUCAGACUACAUGCUUGUCUGUACUGUGUAUUUUUUGGCUGUUACACAACCAAACACAUCCAUGAGCAUGCAUUCUCCAAGAAUCACAAUUUAGCUGCUGACAUGACAUAUGGGACAAUUUAUUGCUUUGAAUGUGGAGAUUAUGUUUAUGACAAAGAACUGGAAAGCAUUGCUCAUCUCCAAAAUGAGAAAGCUGCCAAAUCUUUAGGGUUGAAAACAUACAAUUUCAUAGCAUGGGAACCAACAGAUGUAGAGGUUGAAAUUCUUAGACAAAAUCCAAAGAGGAGAAAAGUAGAAAAUAAGUCAACUAUAGGAUUGAGAGGGCUAAUUAAUUUAGGAAAUACCUGUUUUAUGAACUGCAUUGUGCAAUCAUUGAUUCACACCCCGGUGCUACGUGACUUUUUCCUUGCUGAUAAGCACAAUUGUCAAAUGACCUCAGUAGAAGCUCAACAGUGCCUUGUUUGUGAGAUGGCAAGGCUUUUCCAAGAGUUUUAUUCUGGCAAUAGAACUCCUCAUAUUCCAUAUCGUCUAUUACAUUUGGUCUGGACCAACGCUCGACACCUGGCUGGUUAUGAACAACAGGAUGCUCAUGAGUUUCUGAUCGCAGCGCUUGAUGUGCUGCAUCGUCACUGUAAAGGUUACUCAGAUAAUAAGUGUUUAUCCAUCAACAAGUUCUUCACAGGGAGAAACGGAAUGGCUUCAGGGAAUCCACAUCACUGUAACUGCAUCAUCGACCAAAUCUUUACUGGUGGUUUACAGUCGGAUGUUACAUGUCAGCAGUGCAAUAAUGUGUCAACCACAAUAGAUCCAAUAUGGGACAUUUCUCUUGACCUGGGACCAGGUGCCAUACCAAAUGCUCUCUUAAAUGUUAAUAACUCCAGCUCCUCACCAAGUUCAGGUUUUACAAAUAGUCCAGGAACUUAUGAACCUACCUCAUUAUUAGACUGCUUAAAACGAUUUACAAAGCCUGAGCACUUAGGCAGUUCAGCUAAAAUCAAGUGCAGUACUUGUCACAGUUACCAGGAGUCCACCAAACAGCUGACCAUGAAGAAGCUACCAAUAGUGGCCUGUUUUCAUCUCAAGAGAUUUGAGCACUUAACAGGCCUCCACAAGAAGAUCUCAACUUUUGUAUCAUUCCCAGAGGAGUUGGACAUGACUCCGUUUAUGUCCUCCUCCCGCAAUAACAACAAUGGCUACAGGAAUCAAAUUGUACAGGAAUCUGCCAAAGGUCUUUCAUGUGAUAACAAAUAUUCAUUGUUUGCUGUUGUGAACCAUAUGGGUACGAUAGAAUGCGGACACUACACCUGUUUUAUCCGACAACACAAGGACCAGUGGUUCAAGUGUGAUGACCACCUCAUCACUAAAGCAACACUUAAUGACGUGCUUAAAAGUGAAGGGUACCUACUGUUUUAUCACAAGCAGAUUUUGGAAUACCAGUGAUGGAAGAGGAUCAUGGGAAGCUGUUAUUAUCUGAGGGUUUCCACAACUUGUCUUUCUUGUAGGAUUCAAAGUAUUAAUAGAUUAGUCUUUAUAUUUUAGUACAUUUAUACAUGUAUCUACUAAUGUUCUAUAGCAGUUCAGUUGCUAGUCAUAUAUAGUUCAAUGAAAUAGACAUGAACAGCUGAUUAUUGAAUUAGACAUAAUAAUUUGACAACAGAUCUGGAAUAAUUGUACGGUUGUGCUUGGCAUGACUUGGGUGAUAUUUUGGAUUUAUAUAGGUUAAUUGUUAUGCCUCAAUCAGUUUUUGCUCAGUUUAUAUUUGAUCUCACUGACAGAGACAGGACAAGAUUUCACCAACUUUUUUUUUCAUAGUGCUUGAUAUGUUGAACAUUCAUUUGUGCCCUCAGUUCACAGAUACAUGUACAUAGUUGCAUGAAAUAAGCAUCUUACAGUAUUUAUUUUUCAUGUUUGUUGUCAAAUCUUGUUAGGAAAAAAAAUUUCCAAGAUUGUAGAAGCAUCAUAAAAACAACUUCUCUGUUUGAAAUUCUUGAUAUCAACAAUUUCUGUUAUACAAAACAUUUUCUUUAAACCAUCAAGCAAGCAUAUAGGCACAAAAAUGCACUAAUGUUUUUGUCUCUGUUUUUUGGCCCACUUGGAUUCAGCAUUUCACUAAUUCCUUAAUAGUGGAAAUAUAUUUUGAUAGAUGUCAUUUUGUACUGAUUUCCUUGACCAGAAUAAUGUUGUCCAUUUGUGUAACAAUUUAUAGAGAAAAAAUAUGGUGCAGAUAAAAGUGUUCUACAGAAAAAAAAUUCAAGUUGGUACUUUAAUGUUGUGUACAUAGUGAUGUGCAUUCAUUGCAUGUGUAUAUAAUGUUUUCCCAGUGGUAUGUGAUUGAGUGUAGUCAAAGUGUUAUAAAGUGGAAAAUUGAAUGAAUGUGAAUGCAUGAGUCAGUGGAAGAAAAUACAUGUUUUUACAUGUAUUUUUGUACAGAAAGGUGUGUUUUGCUUUGUUUUUUUUUUCUUGCCAAAAAUAUAUUCCAAAUCUUGAGCCUUUUUGAUCUUCAUUGUAAAUGAUUUUUGACAACCUUUUUUUUCUCCAUUUUGAAAGUGCUGCAAAAAGCAUUGAUUGCUGUAAAUGUGUAUUCAAAAUAUGAGUGUUUUGUGAUAUGAAUUGGAAUCCUUCAAUGUAUUAAUGUGAAUAGGAAUUUGUGUAUAGAGUGAUUGUAAUAUAUUACUAAUGUAUUUAUUUAUUGAGGAGAUUGUCAUGAAUAGAAAUUAUGACUACAGACAUUUUUU
Saccostrea echinata is the source of this 2993-nucleotide messenger RNA. RefSeq names its product ubiquitin carboxyl-terminal hydrolase 22-like. The transcript is spliced from 13 exons. Gene Ontology annotation, biological process: protein deubiquitination. Lineage: Eukaryota; Metazoa; Mollusca; Bivalvia; Ostreida; Ostreidae. Gene Ontology annotation, molecular function: cysteine-type deubiquitinase activity; zinc ion binding. Bases 100 to 1698 code for a protein of 532 amino acids. The record is from RefSeq and is a predicted model, not a curated record.